Molecule: messenger RNA, 1797 nt
Organism: Ascoidea rubescens DSM 1968
Lineage: Eukaryota; Fungi; Ascomycota; Saccharomycetes; Ascoideales; Ascoideaceae
Gene: NRD1
Product: Nrd1 complex RNA-binding subunit
Exons: 2
Coding region: 1-1797 (598 amino acids)
Molecular function (GO): RNA binding
Source: RefSeq, a predicted model, not a curated record
AUGUCAAAUUCGGAUACUAUCAUUGAAAAUUUCGAAAAUAUCUUAAACGAAUUUCCAAGUUUAAAACCUCCAGGUGUAUCUGGUGCUAGAAUUAAAAAAUUAACUGAACUAAUCAUUAAAAAUAACAACCUAUAUAUCCAACUAAUCGAUAAAUUAUACUCUCAUUGUAACAACAUUAAUCAAUCUCACAAACUAGGUGCUCUCUAUCUCUUGGACUCAAUAUCAAGAGCCUUUCAAAAUCAAAUCUCUAAAAAUUCAAAUUCAAUCUCAAAUCUAAAUUACUCAAAUGCCUUGAAUAAACUAAGAAGCUUCGUUCCUGAUUUACUAGACUCAACUCUACUAAAUCUAUCCAAUGAUUCAACUGACUCAAAUGACUCAACCCAAAAGGAAAAGAUCCAUAAAUUAAUCAAGAUUUGGCAAAAAUCAAAGACCUUUGAUAACUCAACUCUACAAAAUAUCAUAAAUAAAUACUACAAUAACACUAACAAUGAUAACACAAUUCCAACUAACAACACCUCAACAAAAUUUAAAUCAAUCAUCUCUUCUUCAUCUGCCAACAAUACCCUCAACUCAGCUCCCCCUUCUUCAGAAAAUAACUCAAACCCAUUGGACCUCUUGAAAUCUUUAGCCUCUUUGGCCAAUAAACCUCAGCCCCCAAUUAAAUCCCCAUCUCCUCCUCUAAACCUACCUUUAAAUACUCCUCCAACAACCAACUCAAUUUUAAACUCAUUCAACAGUCCAACCAAACUAUUUAAAAGCUCUCAAAACUCUCGUGGUCGCCGUAUGGGUCGUUUGGACAAUAAUAAUAAUAUGAAUAGUAUGAAUAAUAUGAAUAAUAUGAGCAAUAUGAACAAUACGAACAACAUGAGUAAUAGAUUUAACCAUCAUGAUAGAUCAAGAUCUCCAAACAUGAACCGUAAUCUGUAUCGUAAUGAUCGUAGUGGUCGUAAUGAUUCUUUCAAUUCAAGAUUACCUUCAAAAGAUAGAAAUGUAAAUAAUAAACUAUUAACUCAGCCUCAAGGCCACGUUGUUGGCGAAUUGAAUACUCCUGGUACUGCCCAUUAUAGAGAAAGAAAUGUAUCUUUUGAUCCACGUCUACCUAGUGGUUUAAUUAAAGUCUUGAGUAGAACUGUAUUUAUUGGAGGUGUUCCGCCCUCAAUGAAUGAAAAAGGUUUGGCCGAUAUUUUGCGUCCAUAUGCUGAAGUUCAAUCUGUAAUUUUGAAUUCUGAAAGAAAACAUGCUUUUGUCAAAGUGUAUUCAAGAAAAGAAGCUGAAAAUGUUCUAGCAUCCUUCAGCAAAAACAGUAACCCAAACUUAUCCUUAAGAACAAGAUGGGGGGUUGGCUUUGGUCCAAGAGACUGCUGCGACUAUCAACACGGUGUCAGUAUAAUUCCCCUAGCCAGAUUGACUGAUGCUGACAAAAGGUGGAUGGUGAAGGCUCAAUGGGGAGGAACUGGGGGCAAAGAGUUGGUUCCAGGUGUGGUUGUAGAGGAACCCGAUAUCGAGGUUGGUGCUGGUUUAUCUUCCAAGGCUAUUAGCAAGAAAAUGCCCACCAAUGGCUCCAGAAAUGGUCCAAGAUCCACAAAACCUGGUGAGCCUGACGACUUUUACACUGAUCCAUUCAAUAACAACACCACUGUGCCAUUAAUUUCUAAUGAUUCUAAUCCACUAGCUAACCUCUUCAGCAACAGCAACGCCAACAGCCAAACUAACUCUCAAAUGUCUCCACAAAACAGUCAAGUAUCAGCUCUUCUCAGCACUCUCAGCUCAAUGAUGCCUCAGCAAAGUACACAGUAA